Messenger RNA from Chondrus crispus (carragheen), 1050 nucleotides. Its product is annotated as MYB-related protein. The transcript has a single exon. Gene Ontology annotation, molecular function: RNA polymerase II cis-regulatory region sequence-specific DNA binding; DNA-binding transcription factor activity, RNA polymerase II-specific. Lineage: Eukaryota; Rhodophyta; Florideophyceae; Gigartinales; Gigartinaceae. Bases 1 to 1050 code for a protein of 349 amino acids. Gene Ontology annotation, cellular component: nucleus. The record is from RefSeq and is a predicted model, not a curated record. Gene Ontology annotation, biological process: regulation of DNA-templated transcription.
AUGUCGUAUCCCCACCCACAGCAUCAUCUGCAACCACAUCACCCGACUCCGCAUCAUCUUCAACCGCAAACGCCCUCUGCACCCCCGACCCACCCGCAUCACUUCUCCCCCGCCCUCUCCCAACCACAGCACCAUCCCCUUCGUCUUAACCUCUCAGGACACCCUUCCUCGACCCCAUCUCCGUUCCCCAUGUACGUCGCUGGCCCACCCCCACCCCCUCACUAUGCUACCCCUCCGCAUCUACUGCCCCCGCACACUAUCAUUCCUUUUGCAUCCAUGCAGUAUCCCACUGGACCAGCGCCGGCAUCUGCACAGCACCCUAUCCAUCCUCACAUGGUGAACAUGCAUUCGUUCCCUCCAGAAUCCGCCCAGAUACCCAUGCAAUUCUACACCACUACAGCCGCCGCUGCGGCAGCGGCCACGGCUCCCGGAAGCGCUGCACCUCGCGGGGCUGGCGCCAAUGGGCUGGCUACUGCCGUUCGCAAGGUCAAGGGCCCGUGGAGACCGGAGGAGGAUCGAAUCCUGACCGAUCUCGUUGGCAAAAUGGGAGCUCGACGAUGGACGGUAAUCGCAAGCCACAUCGUCGGGCGAACUGGGAAGCAAGCGCGGGAGCGAUGGCUCAACCAACUGUCGCCCGAUCUGACCAAACGUGGGUGGACUGCCGAGGAAGACCAAAUCGUAAUGGAAGCUCAUGCACGGCUGGGGAAUCGAUGGAGCGAGAUCGCCAAGCUGCUCAAAGGACGCACGGACAACGCAACAAAAAAUCGAUUUAACACUACGAUCCGGAGGCAGAUCUCGGAGCUUGGGGAACAGGCGCGCAAGGAAUUGGCUGGCAGUGGAGCCACUGAGGACAAGAAGGCAAAAGAGGAAGAGACCAGCGCUGCUACUGUGACAACGUCGACCAGCGGGGGAUCAAGCGGAGGGAGUCGGAGUGUUUGGUCAGAAGGGGAAGGCGUUGGCCAGGGGCGGAAACGAAAGUUGGAGUCUGGUGGGACGACUCAGCUGGCGAGAAUGAAUCAAAGGGCAAAAAUCAUGACAGCGUCCUCCUGA